Molecule: messenger RNA, 786 nt
Organism: Coniophora puteana RWD-64-598 SS2
Lineage: Eukaryota; Fungi; Basidiomycota; Agaricomycetes; Boletales; Coniophoraceae
Exons: 15
Coding region: 1-786 (261 amino acids)
Source: RefSeq, a predicted model, not a curated record
AUGGCACCUAUAACCAGGGGAGAAGAAAGCCCAGCGGGUGAAUUGACGCGCGGGCCGUUGAUAGGAAGUUUGGUUGCGAUGGGGGCAUACUCGGGUGAUCGUUGGAGCCUCAAGGCACUCGCGUUUGGCAAUAAUCUCGCAAUAGCGUCUACGAAUUGGGAAUUUAUGUUUUUGACCGACUUUGUGGUUUACAUUUACUUCGCAUGGAAAAUAUGGACAUUCACACGGAGCAUAUGGCCGGCGCUAUUGAUGAUCCUUGUGAUAAUUACAAGAACGGGCAUCGGUUUGUGGGGAUCUGUCGAGAUAAUAAUGUACGAACUUGUCGCUACCGGAACUUUGACCAGCUUGCUUGACAUUGUAGCACUGGUAUUGACACUUCAACAACAACAAGGUCUGGCUUACACAUCAGUACUGAUACUUCAGACUCGAAUCUACGCCAAUUCCUUGCUCGCAUCAGUAAACAUGCGCAAGAUCAAUGCGAGAAGCCUCGACUCGCCUGUUGAACCCGACAUACAAUUGGAAAUCAUGGACAACUCUCGUUCUAUACAGUUUUUCCACGGAACAGUGGCAGAGUUGGAUGGCACUCAAUCUCCAUACACAGCUUUUCCAGCCACAUCCCUGCACAAUCUAAAGGCCGGUUUUAACUCACUGGGUCCCCGUGUUGCAAUGAUUCACCAAAGCCGGUCUCAGACAACUGUGAUAGGAGCAGAGUUCGUAAAGUCGUCUAGGGAAUCUCGGCAUACAGCAAGAGCAACGGCGGAUGUUCGAAGAGCGUCCAUCGGUUAA